Cryptococcus amylolentus CBS 6039 is the source of this 1205-nucleotide messenger RNA. RefSeq lists its product as hypothetical. The transcript has a single exon. Bases 591 to 1013 code for a protein of 140 amino acids. The record is from RefSeq and is a predicted model, not a curated record. Lineage: Eukaryota; Fungi; Basidiomycota; Tremellomycetes; Tremellales; Cryptococcaceae.
CAAUCAUGCUAUGUAUCUGAUCCAAGAAUCAGCAAUCACAGUAUUGCUUUGGGAUACACAGUGCAUGAUUGUUCUUGCAUGUGCAGUACAAAGCUACCAAACAUCGCCACGCCAUCACUCAACUUCGAUCAGCAUCCGGGUCUAGUCGUCGCGGGUAGCGAAGUCGCGCUCGUCUAUCACCAAAAUAGUACUCUGCAGCCCAGUCUUCGCCCUGAUCCCGUAAUUGUAAGCAGCCGGUACACGCAGUACCGUUUGCUUGUACUUCCCAAUCGAGAGGGCGAUAUCCUGCCUCCCGUGGGUGAAAGACUGAAAGAUUUGAGAUGCCCAAAGUCGAGAUAAAAGAUCGCGAUGGUAAAAAUUCCAGUCAAUUGUGAACACUCUCAGAUCAGUUUGGAAGAGAGAUGACCACCACUCGACGUGUCGAGAGCUCGUAUCGGGAGGCCGCGGGUGUGACUGUCGUCGCUAGAAUAUCAGGACUACUCGUAUGCGUGAUCGUACCAGCUCUCAGCGGACGAAAGGUCAACUUUGCUGUUCAUAUUGUAGAUGCAUUGUGACAAUUCUGUUUGACGGGUGCACCCUGUGGAGCGCAGAUGUACGACCAAAGGGCCGACAGCGGUAGACUCGCAAGUGUAUCGCGGGAUGCCUCAUCGCGAAGUGCUUUGCGCAUGACAGGCGAGAAGGUGUUACUCACUGAGAUCCAAUCAGCCCUCGAAGCCCAAUCCUCUUUUCAGACAUACGCUCAACCCGCAUCCAGCCCAGUCUCAGUCCUUCUUGAAGAUCCCCAGCUCCCCAGCCGCAUCGCCUCGCCCAGCAACGACCACUCCCUCUGUAUUUCUCCAUACCCAUAUCUCAUCUUCCCCCCUCUCAAAGUGAAAGGCAAACGUCUUUCUAGCACCCUCGUCGGAAGAGAGAGAGUUCAAGAGCCGGCGCGACAUGCCCAGAGGUGUGAGCGUGAAACUCGUCUCGGGCGGAGGAUAGACCGACUCCCCAGCUUCCGUCUCUUCGUCCGAUGAGAGCCAGGUGCCUUCGGGCCAUGAUAUGGUAGACAAGUAUUCGGUCUUGCCGCAUAUCAAACCGCCAGCUUUGUCGCGGAGGAUGGAGAGUUGGUCGGGUUCGACUUUGAAAUGAGGGGCGAAGGUGCGGGUUGCGGAGAAGUUGGUGGUGAGCGAGCGGAGGAGGCGGGGGGAGAUGAUUAAGGGGGCGAG